Lotus japonicus is the source of this 1109-nucleotide messenger RNA. RefSeq lists its product as uncharacterized. The transcript is spliced from 2 exons. The record is from RefSeq and is a predicted model, not a curated record. The coding region runs from base 518 to 952 and encodes 144 amino acids. NCBI's taxonomy places the organism in Eukaryota, Viridiplantae, Streptophyta, Magnoliopsida, Fabales, Fabaceae. Gene Ontology annotation, molecular function: zinc ion binding.
CAAAUUAGUCCCUGUCUUUGUUUCGCCGUCUGAACCAGGUCCCUGACCGGAAAAAUUUGUGGCAUCAAUCCCUCUUGUUCAAAAAUGUUUGGAGCCAGUCCUCGCCGGAGCUCCGAGCUCCGGCGAGGGAUGAAGUGGCAUGCUGACUGUGUAAAUAAAUGUGACGUGGCACUUAAAAAAAUAAAAAAAUAAUAUAACUUAAUAUAAUAAACACAUAAUUAACCCAAUUAAACUUAAUCUCAUCCUAAGUCUAAACCUAAACCUAAACUAACUAAACAUUCCUAAUUCCCCAGCCAAUUUCCCAAUUCCUCAAUUCAUCAGAAAGUGAAUGAAAUUAGGGUUCAUACCCAUUUCCCCAAUUCCCCAACCAUUACCCAUUUCCUGAAUCGGGUUCCUCUUCUCUUCUCCUUCUUCUGAAUCGCGUUCUCCUCUUCUCUUCUCCUACUUCCUCUUCACACCAGUUCCUCUUCUCUUCUCCCUGAAUCGCGUGCGUUCCUGUUGUCUUGAGCCUUGAAGAAUGAAUUCUUCAUCCGCUUCGUCCUCCCGUUCCAGGACAAUGUCUGCAGGUGGAAAGGCCAGGUGUCAAUGUGGUCUCACUCUCAUCAUCUACACAGCUGGUACUCGAGAAAACCCAGAUAGGAGAUUUUUGAGGUGCAGAAGAUGGCAAUUUCCAGAUUCUUGUGGUUUCUUUUUCUGGAUUGAUGAACCACUUAUGGGAAGAAAUGCAGCUCAGGGAAGGCAUGCUCAAGUUGAAAGUGAUGCAAUGAGUUUAAAUUCUGAGAUUGGUAAUGGUCCUGUCACCUCUGUGCAUGUUCUUCCUGAUUUGAAUAAAAAGAUUAACAAACUCAAGAAGAAGCUUGAAGUUGAGAGAUUCCAGAAGAAGAUUGCAUGCUUGUUCACUGUCCUUGCAAUGAUGGUAGCAGUGUGGAGUUUAUGUAUUAGAAAGGGUUGAAAAGUUUAGUUGAGGGAUGGUAGUAUGGAGUAUGUAGGCUAAGGAAGUAUGGAGUAUGCCUGUAUCUUGUGUAUGGAAGUAUGUAGGCUAAUGAAGUAUUUUGUAUAUCUAUCAUGUACUUAUUGCAAGGAUUCCCUGAAGUUAAUGAAAAGAAGAA